CAGAAAGGCAAUUGGAAGAUCAUGAGUACGUCCUAGAUGCCUAUAAAGACAUGAAGCGAUUUUCUUUUCACGCCCGAUUCCACUUCAGGUUCAGGAAAGACUUUAGAAAAUAUGAAUUUUUUCAUCACCCGCAGCAAUUCUUUCCUUAUGGUAUGCUGAAUAUCGAAAACGAAGCUGGCGGUGAUGAAAAUAUGAAUCCAAUUCCAACCCACCUACAGGUAGAGCACAUGGUCAUCCAAGAAGGCAAAUGUCCUGUGAUAUUUUCCCACAUCUGGAUUCGAGAUGACCACAAGAAGAUUUGGAGCAAAACCUAUAUGCUUCUCAGAGACCAAAGACUGUUCUUCUCCCAGAAAAUUCAAGCGCUAGCCAAGUUCAUGCGGACGCCAAAAGAACAGGCUAUCUCGAUGCCUGCUAAAGAAGUGGUGGAAGUGACAGUUGCACCACCCAUUGGUAUGCCUGGAGAGGAGACUCGCAUCAUGCCACCAAUGGAGAUAAUCAGAACACAUAGGACUCUCUAUAUAAUUAGGCUUCUGAAGUCACAAGAACUGGCUUGUUUGGAUGCAGAAGUUUAUAGUGUUCCAACAGAAGAGGCUGACAUCUGGCAGCGUCGUCCAAUCGCUUUCCAAAUCGGAAGAACGAAAACCCGGCCUUGCGGUUCGGAAGAUUGA
Leptinotarsa decemlineata (Colorado potato beetle) is the source of this 668-nucleotide messenger RNA. Its product is annotated as growth factor receptor-bound protein 14. NCBI's taxonomy places the organism in Eukaryota, Metazoa, Arthropoda, Insecta, Coleoptera, Chrysomelidae. The record is from RefSeq and is a predicted model, not a curated record. Gene Ontology annotation, biological process: signal transduction.